Messenger RNA from Cherax quadricarinatus, 4297 nucleotides. It is a transcript of the gene Septin2, whose product is annotated as septin 2. Lineage: Eukaryota; Metazoa; Arthropoda; Malacostraca; Decapoda; Parastacidae. Gene Ontology annotation, biological process: cytoskeleton-dependent cytokinesis; intracellular protein localization. Gene Ontology annotation, cellular component: septin complex; microtubule cytoskeleton; septin ring. Gene Ontology annotation, molecular function: GTPase activity; GTP binding; molecular adaptor activity. The record is from RefSeq and is a predicted model, not a curated record.
GUUUAGCACUCCCCAUGAUUAUAAUAAUUAUAAUUUGAAUAUGAACAUGAGAUGGGGAAGUUGGUAGCCAGAGAGAGAGGUGAGGGUAUCGGACACUGUGAUAUCAACAUUAGACAACAAACAUGGCGGCUGUGGCUGUUGAACGUCCUCCUAUUGAUGAGAAAAUUCGAACACUGAAACUCUCUGGUCAUGUAGGAUUUGAUUCUCUCCCUGAUCAACUGGUAGCCAAAUCAACUCAGAAUGGGUUCACCUUCAACAUUCUUUGUAUUGGCGAAACAGGUAUGGGUAAGUCCACGCUGAUGGAUACACUGUUCAACACCAGUUUUGAAUCCAACCCUGCACCACACACGCUCCCGGCUGUCAAACUUAAGUCUCACACAUAUGAACUCCAGGAGUCUAAUGUUAGGUUAAAGCUGACAAUUGUUGACACUGUGGGUUAUGGAGACCAGAUCAACAAAGGUGACAGCUUUACUGCUAUUGUUGAUUACAUUGACAAGCAAUUUGAUGACUACCUGCAGGAAGAACUAAAGAUAAAGCGUAGCCUCUCUGCUUACCAUGAUUCUAGAAUUCACGCCUGCUUGUACUUCAUUUGUCCCACAGGUCAUGGACUGAAGAGUAUUGAUUUGGUUUGCAUGAAGAAGCUGGACUCAAAAGUGAAUGUCAUCCCUGUUAUUGCCAAAGCUGAUACUAUCUCCAAGUCUGAACUGACAAAAUUCAAGCAGCGCAUCAUUCAGGAGAUUAAGGCCAACGGAAUUCAGAUUUACCAGUUUCCUACCGAUGAUGACACAAUGGCGAAGGUUAACACCGAGAUGAACAACCAGAUCCCAUUUGCUGUUGUUGGCAGCACUGACUUUGUACGAGUUGGUAACAAGAUGUUAAGAGCUCGCCAGUAUCCUUGGGGUACUGUGCAAGUUGAAAAUGAAAGCCACUGUGACUUCACCAAGCUAAGAGAAAUGUUGAUUCGCACUAACAUGGAGGAUAUGCGAGAAGUAACUCAUCAGCGUCAUUAUGAGUUGUACCGGAAGAAGAUCCUUGAAACUAUGGGUUUCUCUGAUGUUGGCCAGGAUAACCAACCAGUGAGCUUCCAACAGACAUUUGAGCAAAAACGUGUAGAGCAUCGUGAAGAGCUACAGCGCAAGGAAGAUGAGAUGAGGCAGACAUUUGUCUUGCGAGUGAAGGAGAAGGAAACAGAACUUAAGGAAGUGGAAAAGGAGCUAUACACAAAAUAUGACACACUGAAGCGAGAACAUGCAGAAGAGAAAAAACGUUAUGAAGAUCUCAAGAAACGCCUUGAUGAAGAAAAAGCAGAGUUUCAGAAGCGUAAACACCAAGUAGCCACUCAGCAACUCACCUCCCAUACCCUCACUCUCGGCAAAACUAAGAAAAAGUAAAAAGGAAUACUUAAGUAUAUUUUUGAAAUAUUGUACUUUGACUUACCAUAUAUAUACAAAAUCUUAAAAGGUAGGGAAAGAUUACUGCCUGUAUGAAGAGUCUCACUAUUGAAAGAAAAUGUUCAUAAUUCUCUGUUUCAUAGAAAAAUAAUGAUUGUCUUUGGAAAAAAUAUUAGGGUUAUUUCAAUCUUAUAAUUCAAAUGUAAUUAAUAUGGGAGACGGCCGACUUGUUGAAAAAAAAAAAAAGUUUUGAUUUAUUUGUAACAGCACAAAGAAUUAAGGCAUGGAUUAUGAGACAAUAUAGAGAUGUCAACUAGAAUGAUCAGUAGACUUUUGUCCAUUGGUCUUUUCUUCACUGCUAAUGAUUUUCUGAAUCCCAUUCUGUAUUUAUAAAAUCAUGUGUUCUGUGUUAGUCAUGGUGUGUUGUAUCAGUAAUUAAUAAGAUCCUUUAAUUUCUGAACCCUUGUUGUAGACAGCAAUUUCAGUAUUACAUAUUAUAUAGCUAAUUGUCUUGUAUUUUACGUUACUGGAGUUCUAGUGUUAAGAAAUCCUACAAAAAAAUUAUGAAAUGUUAAGUAGUAGUGCUUCCAUUAAGACAAUUUGAAAUCUUAAUAUCUAAAUAUACCACUGAAGUGUACCUGUGUGUAAUUGUUCAUGUCAUUUUAAACAAAAUUAAGUAUAAUUUGAAUUUUUUAAGCAUUUCUAGAUACUCAGGAGUUUUAUCUUACUUGUUUUCAAGUUGCAGCUUUUGAAAAAAAUUAAGUAAUGAGUGUACAGUACUUACAUGCUUUAUACAUGUACUAUUUAGAACACACUGUUAUUUAAUAGACUCUUAAUCCAUUGUGUGUUCUAUAAAACUGCUUGGUAAUAAAUUUAGUUUCAUAACUUGUUGCCAAGGAGUGUUAUGCUAUUUUUAUCAUGGAAAUGUUACAGUGUAAAUGCAAUUUUAGUGAAAACAAUUGGGUCAGACUCCAAUAUUAUGAUUUUGUUACACAGAUAUGAAUUAUUUCCUAGAGUCUUACAAAUGCUCAUUUUUGUCAGCUUGGUCAUUUUAAUGCUGAUGUUUAAAGUAAUGGGACUUACAAGAAGUAAAUGCAGAUCCCUCCCCCUCUUUUUUUUAGUUGUAAUAUAUGUAAUUGUCUAGGUAGUAGGUUGGUAAACAGCAACCGCCCAGGGAGGUACAACCGUCCUGCCAAGUGAGUGUACAACGAAAGCCUGUAAUUGUUUUACAUGAUGGUAGGAUUGCUGGUGUCUUUUGUCUGUCUCAUAAACCUGCAAGAUUUCAGGUAUGUCUUGCUACUUCUACUUGCAUUUAGGUCACACUACACAUACAUGUACAAGCAUAUAUAUACACAUACACCCCUCUGGGUUUUCUUCUAUUUUCUUUCUAGUUCUUGUUCUUGUUUAUUUCCUCUUACCUCCAUCGGGAAGUGGAACAGAAUUCUUCCUCCGUAAGCCAUGCAUGUUGUAAGAGGCGACUAAAAUGCCGGGAGCAAGGGGCUAGUAACCCCUUCUCCUGUAUAUAUUGCUAAAUUUAAAAAGAGAAACUUCAGUUUUUUCUUUUGGGCCACCCCACCUCAGUGGGAUACGGCUGGUACGUUGAAAGAAAGAAGAAAGAUAUGUAAUUGUGUUUAACUCUCUCUAUAAAUAUAAAAUAUGCUUAAUUUUCUUUGCUGUUUUGACUACCUUAAAAAUUGUGUUCCAUGUAUGAAAAUAUAAUGUUUAACUGGUAACCUAAAAAAUAAAUGUAUUAAUGAGUUUUAACAAAUUUGAAAUGAAGGCGCUUGUCUUAAUUGAAUUGAUUUAAUUACAUAUCAGAAAUUAAAAUUACGUGUGUGCAUGUAUAUAGGAAAGAAAUUUUUUUUUUUUUUUAGUUAUUUUUUUUUUUCAGUAUAGGAACAUAACACAAAAUUUAAAUAACCUUUCUAUGCUAUGCUAUAAGUAAAAUGCACCUUUUGACUUAUGGUAUUCUUUUCUGGUUGUUUUCACAAAUGUAUGGGAAACAAAAUGUUUAGCCUGAUGGAAGUUCCUAAGAAGUUGAUGGGAGAUUCUUCAGUGUGUCAGUGUAAUUAAAGUGAUAUUAGGCAAAAAAUAUAAUAGUGGCUAGCAUUUAGAAGAUGGGUAGUAUAUUAAGUGACCAGCUAUACCAAAGCUUUUUGUAGUGUUCUUGUUUUUCACUGCUUUAUAUAUACUAACUUGAUUGAUCAGUGAUAAUCCUGCACUACCAAAUUUUGCUUGGAUUUUCAGUUUUGUAGAUACUCUGCUACAUGACUAGCUUAGUAUUACCAGCUAAAUAUAGCAACUCCUUUUUAUUUUUUGUUUAUUUUUUUUUUGUUUAUAAAUUUAGGUACUUAAAUUCAAUAUUAAUACCACUCCUGUAAGAUUACUUAGGUCAGAUGUUAUUGUUAGUCAUAUUAACAGAGGUUACUGUAAUGUGUUCAGAUUCCAACAAUAGUAAAAUGAAAUACAAAAUUUGAGAAAGAUAAAAAUACAGAUGGAAAUGUGUGGUGUCAGUGAGGUAUGGGCAAGCAUAUCUUUAUUGCCUAAUCAGUUUUUGUUCAAAGAUAAAGGUGUCAGAAUUUGGGACUCUGAGUCACGGUUACAUGUGCCACUUGACAGUUCAGUGGUAAAUGUGGGUAACAAAACCAUUCCAUUUGUCAUUGUUUUUGUUGAAGAUCUUUCAUCUACUUUUCUUUGCCAUCCUCAAAAUUGUAUUUUUACUAUAUUUCUGAAUUCUAAUUUUUGAGUUCCACUAUGUUAGUUCUGACUCUAGUCCAAGAUUAUCCAACUAUUUUGUAUGCAUGAUAUAUUAAUGAUAAAAUUUUGUAGAUACUGCCUUCCAUUCCUGUCAUUAAUAGUUUUAUAUGAAAUUUAAAUAAAUCAGUAAUGCAAGUUAAAUAGGAUUU